Messenger RNA from Acipenser ruthenus (sterlet), 1948 nucleotides. RefSeq names its product PAXIP1 associated glutamate-rich protein 1 (gene pagr1). NCBI's taxonomy places the organism in Eukaryota, Metazoa, Chordata, Actinopteri, Acipenseriformes, Acipenseridae. The record is from RefSeq and is a predicted model, not a curated record. The coding region runs from base 264 to 1094 and encodes 276 amino acids. The transcript has 5 exons.
UAGAUAUUUACAACCCCCCCCCUAACCACGCCCCCAAAACAAAGCGCUUCAGAAAAAUGGCGGAAAUGUGAUUUUUGUUCUUUUUAAAAACGUUUGCAUUCUCGAAGAAAACAGAAUAGUUUACCCGUCAAGUAAACAAAAUAUAAUAUUUUUGUUUUGCAAGCAAAAUUAGCGUAUAAGUGUGCUAAUGUGGACUUAAUUGAAUGCGAAGAAGGUUGACGGCAGUUAUUUAAGAAUCUGGCGCGAUUUUAUUAAGUACCGCGAUGCAGUCGGCAGAAACAUCAACGGGGGAGGUGCAGAAAGGACUGGAGUCUCUAGCCGUCGACGCUCCGGAAGAGAAGAAAAUAAGCGAGGGAGCAAGAGACAGAGGAGUGGAGGAGGAGGCAGAGAGAGCAGGGGGAGAAACAACAGAGAAAGAUGAAGAUGAUGAUGAUGAGAUGGAAAGAGAGGGAGACAGAAACGAAGAUGGAGGGAUGGCAGGAGAGGGAGAGAGAGAAGGAGAGGGGGAGGCACUGAAGGAGGGCGACUCAGAAGACUGGUGUUUGCCCUGCAGCGAUGAUGAAAUUUCAGAACCUGCUCACUGGACCCCGCCUGUCACAGAGAUCAGGCGUCUCUACGGGCUACUAGCCACAGGAGGGGUCCUUGAGCUCAAUGUGGAGCUCCUCCCCCGACGACCCCCGACCCCGGAGCCCGACCCCGACCGUAUGAGCGGGGCGAGCGAGGAUUCCGAGGAGGAGCGAGAGAGGAGGGAGCGGGAGGACAGGGAGAGAGAGAGGGCUCCCUCUCCUACAGAGUUUGAUUUUGAUGACGAGGCGCCCCCUGUCACCCCAAAAACAUCUUUCAUCGACCGCAGGAGAACCCCAGGUUCUGUGGGUCGCCCCCAGCGCAGGGAGGCCCGCUUGGACAAGGUUCUGUCGGACAUGAAGAGGCACAAGAAGAUCGAGGAGCACAUCCUGAGAACUGGCCGAGACGUCUUCAAGCAGCAGCAACCAGAAGCAGAACCACAGCCCGGUCACAAGAACCAGGGCCCGGGCAGCGGCACCCCCAAACGAGGGCCCAGCGCCAUCUUCUCACCCCAGCAACGCAAAUACUGAGACUGGACCGGAACCAGAACCGACAUGGGAGCAGAAAGAAGGGCCAGCUGAGAGAAUUCGAAUACUGAGCUUAAGAUUUAAAUCAACACACACACACCUAACAUUAGAGUUAGGGGUAGGGGUAAGUGUUAAGGUUAGGGUUAGAGGUAGGGGUGAGGUUAGUUUGGAUUAGGAUCAUAGAAGAAUCGCAUUAAUUUCACUUUCUAACACUGGAUGCUGUUGAAGAAAGCGUUUGCCCUUUAGAGUGCCAGUGGUGAUGGCACUCCCCGUGACAGCGCUCUCUGGAUCGGAGCUCCUUAUGAACACAGAGCCCACAGGAUGCGUUGCAAGCGCUGUGGUGCCGUGGUGAUGUCACUCCCCGUGACAGCGCUCUCUGGAUCGGAGCUCCUUAUGAACACAGAGCCCACAGGAUGCGUUGUAAGCGCUGAGGUGCCGCGGUCUAGAGAACACGCAGGGGCUCCAAGGGAACGUUUCGUGUGUAUGAUAGAAUGUAGUUCAGUUUUACACUAGCCAGUGUUUCUGCACCAGGUGAAGAGCGCGGCCUGGCUUUCUGCACCUCAGAACUGACCCAAACACCUCCUCCUCACCCCAGCAACUUUAAAACCAGCUCCUACUGAACCAGAACCGACUCAAUCCAGUGUGUGUCGGUCACAAGAUCCACUCAACAAACAAUGAGAAGAGACCGGUGCUUCCGUGAUCUCUCUCACACACACACACAGAGACACAGAGACACAAGAUGAACUGCAACAACAAUAGAGUCUAUGGGUGUUUUUUUUUUUUUUUUGACGUGUAAAUAAUUUCAAAGUUGAUCCUUUUUUCAUUUUUGAAAUAUUAAAAUAUUUUACAAAACAAAA